This is a messenger RNA of Argiope bruennichi, 1929 nucleotides long. RefSeq lists its product as uncharacterized. The transcript has 2 exons. NCBI's taxonomy places the organism in Eukaryota, Metazoa, Arthropoda, Arachnida, Araneae, Araneidae. The coding region runs from base 117 to 1100 and encodes 327 amino acids. The record is from RefSeq and is a predicted model, not a curated record.
CGAUUACCGAUGGAGACGGAAGUCGAGGGGAGAAUUCCAAAACAAUGAGGACUUUACCUGAUUGCUGCGUUCGAACAGGACGACCCUAGAAGAGUGCGUGCCGGCUACAUAACGCCAUGCCGCGACAUUUAAUGCUUAACAGGUUAGCAGUAUGGUUGACCAUAGCCUGUAUCAGCAUAAAAGGCACACAAGCAGGCAUCUUAAAAUAUGGAAUGAGAUUACAGCCUCCAUCAAGUGUUGCACCUUUACAAAAUCAUCAAACUGUGCUCAAUAAAACUCUAAAUGCAAAAACAGGAGUACAAGAUAUUCCAAGUAAAGUGAAUGUACCAGCUGCCAUAAGAAGGAGUGACAAUGAAGCAAGUCACUUGCUGCCGGGGUCUAAUGUUAAAACUAAGAAAUAUGAUGCAGUUAAACCAUUAAUCACAUCUCAACAGGCAACUUUCAUAAACUCAGAGUUGCCAAAAGACAAUUCUAAAAGACCUGCAACAUUCUUUUUCACUCAAGUAGAGCCACAUCGAUUUGAAUAUCGAGCCAUGUUUCAACAUCAUGGGCAAAUUCCUAGUAAUGUCUUUCAACCAUUUGUGCAUGACUUUGAAGGAUUUGGAAAAGAUUUUCCACCUCUGCCAAAAUUUCCUACCUUUCCAGAUUUGCCAGGAUUCUUUCCAGAGCAUAAAGAUCCAUUCCCAAACUUUCAUCAUAGUCCAUUUCCAACCAUUCCACCACCAGAGGAGAUCAAACGUCAUUGGCAACCACCUAUAGUGCCAAUUCCUCCACGGCCAACAAUUGAUGAAAACUUUGAAGGCCCACUAAAAAAUUAUGACGUUGUGCUAGGACACACACGAUAUCCAAAGAUCUUCAGAUUCAAUGAAGAAAGAGUUAAUAUAGAGGACUUUGAUAGAGAAAAGAAAUUAAGAUUUUAUCGGCUUGGGAGAAAAGAACAGAAUGAAUUAUCUGAACCUGAAAAUGUAAAGCGUGAUCAGUUACUUAUUUUACAUGGAGGUAUAUUUACAGUUCAAGAGCCACCCUUAUUCAACAAACAUCGGCUAGUCAAAAAGAGGAGAAAACCUGGUGGAUUUGGAUUGCAUCAACCAAGAAUAUAGUUCAAAUAAAUUGUUUCUAUUUAACAAAAAUAAUUUAAGAAAAAUAUCUGAUAAUCACCUAAGUAUUUACAGUACAAUUUUUCAAGCAGAAAAAUUAGGAUUCCUGCAUAAUUCAGUGUAAAUGAUUGCAGCAUAUUUUUCACCAAGGUAAUCUUUAAUCAUUUAAAUAUUAUAGCCUUGAAAAAAGAAAAUACUCUUUUACUUGACAAAUUAUGGAAAGUGCAUUUCAAAAUGCGAAAGGAUCUGUUGGCUUAAGUAGAUUUUGCUCUAAUUAGAUGCUUUUUAUUUACAUUUCUAAAAACUGAUAACUAUAUCUGCAUCUUGUAAAACUGAUAGCUAUAUCUGCAUCAUAAAUACUUAUUUUUAUUCAUAAAAAUUUUGAAGAUUUUUCAAUAAAUCAUUUAAAAUUAUUUUAAUAACUUAUUUAAUAGUAUAAAAAAUAAUAAUGUUAAUAAUUUAAUAUAAAUUAAAAACAAUGGAAACAUUUGAUGGACAUAUCAUAUAUGAGUAUUCGUAUAAAAUAUUACAAAAAUAAUAAGCUUAAUAUAAUUUUUCUCAAGAAUUCUAAAUAGGAACUGAAUUUAGAACUGCAUUAUAAUUUAUUACAACAUAAAGCAACCAAAUCAAUAUGGACAAAAAAAAAAAAAAAAAAAAAAAAGUUUAGAAUUUCAACUGUGAAAAACAACACCUUGCAUUUUAUUUAAAAUUUCCUUUGAUUAAUGGGGGGGAAAAAUCAUGAGUAUUUUAACUCAACUAUUGAUAUAUUCAAAUAUGCAGUUAAAUAAAAGCUUUAGUAUUUUUGAAAUAAUUAUGAAUGGAUUCAAUGUAU